GCAAUGGGCACCUGUUACCCAUAUAGGGAAAAGUGAAAAUGAUGUGAAAUUCCUGCUCUCGUCUUUUGCUCAUCACCUUUCCCAUCUAUCUAUCUAUCUAUCUCACACGAGCCAAGUCAAGUGCACACAACAAGGUAGCUGGUGCUGCAGAUCCUGCCCGGCUAGCCAGGAAGGACUCCAUCAGUCAGGUUCUCCGCCCCGCCCACCUCUCCCCACCGCAGCACAAGCGAAGCCGAGGCAGGGCAGAGGCAGAGGAUGAAGUGCAUAGUGGGGAGCCCGGGGACAUGGAGCGGCAUGGCGCUGCGGGUGUCGCAGUGCGUCUUCGCCGCCGCAUCCGUCUUCGCCAUGUUCUCUGCCUACGGCUUCUCCAACUACAGCGCCUACUUCUACAUGAACUUUGCUUCGGUGCUGCAGUUUCUGUGGAGUUUGCCCCUUGCUUGUCUGGAUAUCUUUUCUCUCAGGAAUGAAAAGGAUCUUCACGCACCGGAUCGUCUAUUGCUCAUUGUUAUCAUUGACUGGGCAUACGGGGUGUCGAAGGUGCUUCUGGAGAAGGCAGCGAGCCAAUUUGCAGAGGAGAAUGGCAUCAGCCUCGUCACCGUGUUGCCGGUGUGCACAUUGGGCGCGGCGCCGGUCUCCAAAGCAAGAUCCAGCGUUCCGGCCGUCCUCUCCUUGUUGUCCGGAAAUCAAAGAAGAGAAGAUAUUGCAACAGAAGCAUUAUUGCAGGAAAUUAGAAAAGAGGAUUUAAUGGAUCGCAUCACACAAUUGAAUGGCUCGCGAGGCGAUGGAUCAUUUAAAAAGAUCCACCGGCCGACGCGUAGCACGGCCCCUGAAGUAAAGUCCUCUGUUAUUUUUGGGUGCUACCAACUGAAACUUGGAGGUGACGAGGAGCAGCUGGCCAUCCUGGAAGGCGUGCAGUUAGUCACCGGUUCUAUGUCGAUAGUCCACGUGGAGGAUGUCUGUCGCGCCGAGGUGUUCGUGGCGGUGAACGAGUCCUUGUGAGGGAGGUACAUCUGCUGUAGCUACAAUACCACUGUCGUGCAGAUCUCCCGUCUCCUGGCAGAGAAAUUCCCGCGUUACAAUGUGAAUGCCGAACGAUUUGUUGGAUGCCCUACGGAACCGAGAGUGUGCAUGUCGUAUCAGAAGCUCGUUGGAGAAGGGUUUAUCUUCAAGCACGAGAGCCUAGGUGAGAUAUUCGACGACGUUGUCGAGUACGGUAGCACCACAGGGAUUUUGCGUGAUUGACAUGUUCUUUAGCCACAGAUUUAUAUUUGAUCGAUCAGAGCAAUAAAAUGUGCUUUCAUAUAGGUGAAAUCUCGUGACUGUGUUUUGUCUGCUUGAAUUUGUAGCUCCCUUUGCACCGUAUUAUUUAAGAAAAUUGUAAAGGGAGACAGGAUAUAAACUCAUGAGCAGUUUUAGCAUGGUCUCGCUUUAUCAACCCCAAGAAA
This is a messenger RNA of Aegilops tauschii subsp. strangulata, 1445 nucleotides long. Its product is annotated as CASP-like protein 5B3. NCBI's taxonomy places the organism in Eukaryota, Viridiplantae, Streptophyta, Magnoliopsida, Poales, Poaceae. Gene Ontology annotation, cellular component: membrane. The record is from RefSeq and is a predicted model, not a curated record.